This is a messenger RNA of Raphanus sativus (radish), 1111 nucleotides long. Its product is annotated as B-box zinc finger protein 25. NCBI's taxonomy places the organism in Eukaryota, Viridiplantae, Streptophyta, Magnoliopsida, Brassicales, Brassicaceae. Gene Ontology annotation, molecular function: zinc ion binding. The coding region runs from base 253 to 987 and encodes 244 amino acids. The record is from RefSeq and is a predicted model, not a curated record. The transcript has 3 exons. Gene Ontology annotation, biological process: photomorphogenesis; regulation of DNA-templated transcription. Gene Ontology annotation, cellular component: nucleus.
CACUGAAUACAGAAACAAAGCAGAGCCGCAGAAACACAAGGAGAGUGGGACCUUAUAAACUACAGCCAAGGCCUUUUCUAUAAGAAGAAAGGAUAUGUUUUCUUUUGAUACGCAGAAUCAUAAAACCUCCUCUUUUCUUCUUCUUCUCUUCCACUCACUCCUCAACCUGAACACUAAACAAUUUUUUUUUUCUUACUUUGGUCUCAAGUUUUUGUCUCCAUUUGGUAGUUCUGUGAAAGUGAAGAGAGAAAGAUGAAGAUACAGUGUGAUGUGUGUGAGAAAGCUCCGGCUACACUUAUAUGUUGUGCCGAUGAGGCUGCUCUAUGCGCUAAAUGCGACGUCGAGGUUCACGCAGCCAAUAAGCUCGCUAGCAAACAUCAACGCCUUUUUCUUGACUCUCUCUCCACCAACUUCCCUCCAUGCGACAUCUGCCUUGAGAAGGCAGCUUUCAUAUUCUGUGUUGAGGAUAGAGCUCUUCUCUGCAGAGACUGCGACGAAGGGACCCAUGCCCCUAACACUCGCUCUGCUAAUCACCAGAGGUUCUUGGCUACUGGAAUCCGAGUCGCUCUGAGUUCAGCUAGUUGCAGUAAAGAAGGGGAGAUGACUCAUUUCGAUCCAUCUAACCAGCAGAUUCUCUCUAAACCUCCAACUCAACAGCCUGCUGCUCCAUCUCCUCCAUGGACUGGCGAUGAGUUCUUCACCUACUCUGAUUUUGAGCGCAGUAACAAGCAGAAAGAGCAGCUCGAUAUUGGUGAGCUGGAGUGGUUUGCAGAGAUGGGUUUCUUUGGGGACCAGCCUGAUCAAGAAGCUCUACCAGCAGCUGAAGUUCCGGAGCUUUCGGUUUCGCAUCUGGCUCAUGUUCAUUCCUACAAUAGACCUAUGAACCCCAAUGUUUCCAACAAGAAGCCGAGGCUUGAGAUCCGUUACGAUGAUGAAGAGCACUUCCUUGUUCCUGACCUACGCUUAAACUAUGGAAGGAGGAACUAGAGAACUUAUAUGCAGCACAUGAUUCAAACCAGUAUUAUAUGUAUUUUGUAUGCAAUUCAAAAAAAAAACAAAUCUUUUAUUAGCAAAUGAUGCCUUGAAUUUAAACAUAAGUCUAUUUAAAUCA